Spathaspora passalidarum NRRL Y-27907 is the source of this 1766-nucleotide messenger RNA. RefSeq names its product glucose-6-phosphate isomerase (gene PGI1). The record is from RefSeq and is a predicted model, not a curated record. Bases 44 to 1696 code for a protein of 550 amino acids. Gene Ontology annotation, molecular function: carbohydrate derivative binding; monosaccharide binding; glucose-6-phosphate isomerase activity. Gene Ontology annotation, biological process: gluconeogenesis; glycolytic process; glucose 6-phosphate metabolic process. The transcript has a single exon. Gene Ontology annotation, cellular component: cytosol. Lineage: Eukaryota; Fungi; Ascomycota; Pichiomycetes; Serinales; Debaryomycetaceae.
AUCCAACCAAUUGACCCUCAAUUGAUCUAUUUUUAUUGUUAUCAUGUCUUCUUUUAAGUUAGCUAGUGAAUUACCAGCUUGGAAAAAAUUACAAGCCACCUACGAUUCCGUUGGUGAAAAAUUCAGUGUCAAGGACGAAUUUUCCAAGGAUUCAUCCAGAUUUGAAACCUUUUCCAGAACUUUUGAAAACUACGAUGGUUCCAAGAUCUUGUUUGAUUUCUCCAAGAACCUUGUCAACAAGGAAAUCUUGGACCAAUUGAUUGAAUUGGCCAAGGAAGCUGGUGUUGAAAAGUUGAGAGAUGAAAUGUUUGCUGGUGACCACAUCAACACCACUGAAGACAGAGCUGUCUACCACGUUGCCUUGAGAAACAGAGCUUUAAAGAAGAUGCCUGUUGACGGUAAGGACACUGCCAAGGAAGUUGAUGAUGUUUUACAACACAUGAAGGAAUUCUCCGACGAAGUCAGAAGCGGUAAGUGGACCGGUUAUACCGGUAAAGCCAUCACCGAUGUUGUUAACGUUGGUAUUGGUGGUUCCGAUUUAGGUCCAGUUAUGGUUACUGAAGCUUUAAAGGCUUAUGCUCAACCAGGUUUAAAUGUCCACUUUGUCUCCAACAUUGAUGGUACUCACAUUGCUGAAACUUUAAAGAACUUGAAUGCUGAAACUACUUUGUUCUUGAUUGCUUCAAAGACUUUCACUACUGCUGAAACAAUUACCAAUGCCAACUCAGCCAAGUCAUGGUUCUUAGAACACGCAAAGGAUAAGGCUCACAUUGCCAAGCAUUUUGCUGCUUUAUCUACUAAUGAAAAAGAAGUUGCCAAAUUCGGUAUUGACACUAAGAACAUGUUUGAAUUCAAUGACUGGGUUGGUGGUCGUUACUCUGUCUGGUCUGCAAUUGGUUUAUCUGUUGCUAUCUACAUUGGUUACGACAACUUUGAAGCUUUCUUAAAGGGUGCCGAAGCUGUUGAUCAACAUUUCUUGACUACCCCAUUAGAGCAAAACAUUCCAGUAUUGGGAGGUUUACUCUCUGUAUGGUACAACAACUUUUACGGUGCUCAAACUCACUUGGUUGCUCCAUUUGAUCAAUACUUACACAGAUUCCCAGCUUACUUGCAACAAUUAUCUAUGGAAUCUAACGGUAAAUCCGUUACCAGAGCUAACGUAUACACCAACUACCAAACCGGUACUAUUUUAUUCGGUGAACCAGCUACUAACGCUCAACAUUCUUUCUUCCAAUUAGUUCACCAAGGUACUAAGCUCAUCCCAGCUGAUUUCAUUUUGGCUGCUCAAUCUCACAACCCAAUUGAAAACAACUUGCACCAAAGAAUGUUGGCUUCCAACUUCUUUGCUCAAGCUGAAGCUUUAAUGGUUGGUAAGUCAACUGAACAAGUCAAGGCUGAAGGUGCCACUGGUGGUUUAGUCCCACACAAGGAAUUCUCUGGUAACAGACCAACCACUUCUAUCUUGGCUCAAAAGAUCACCCCAGCUAACUUGGGUGCUUUAAUUGCUUACUACGAACACGUUACUUUCACCGAAGGUGCUGUUUGGAACAUUAACUCUUUCGAUCAAUGGGGUGUUGAAUUAGGUAAAGUUUUAGCUAAGGUUAUUGGUAAGGAAUUGGAUGACAAGACCAAGGUUGAAACUCAUGAUGCUUCAACCAGAGGUUUGAUCAACCAAUUCAAGGAAUGGUCUAUCUAACUAGCCAGCAGUAAGUUGUGAAAUGUUUAUAUGAUUUGUACAAUUUUAAUAAAACGAUAAUUUUAAGUAC